AUGCCCCUCGCAAACAAAAGCAAGACCAAAGGUCGCGACGCGCGGCAAUCGCGAAGUCGCAAUACGACACCCAGUUCCGGCCAUAGUGCGAGUACAACCACAGGCGCCUCUGCUGUUUCUGGAUACCUUGAAAAUGAUUUAGGGAAACUGUUUUCACAAACCUCAGUUCAGUACGUCGACAUCCUAGACCAGGUAGGCGGAAGUGGCAGUAUUCCAGACGUCAGGAGUUUGGAACAGUUGAGCGACCAGCUCAAAACAUUGAGUCAGCUAGCCGACGCUCGAGGCGAUAUUUGCAACGCAGCCAUGCGUGAGCUCUCACAACGAAAAAAGGACGUUGUCGAAGAUUCGCGUGAACAGGAAAUGGAAAGGGAUACCGAGGAUAGGAAGAUGAAACGAGAGGCCGACGAUGAAGAUGAACCUAGUCGUGCCUUGAAAGGAGGAAAGCUCAAAAAGCGAAAAGAACGGCCUUCAAAGGAAGAUCGCCCUCUUGCCGUUGGCUCACAUGAGGUAACUCGGCAAGACGGCGGAGAACUAGGCGUCCGUAAAAGAAGUCUCGAAGCCACCUCUCCGUCGUCCAAAAAAUCUCGAAAUGCUGCCACUGGCAGCUCAUCAUCGCUCUCUCCUCCCUCACUAGCGUCUCCUCCCCUGAAAGCAGAAGCAGAAGCAGCAGAUUCGCCCUCAUCGGAGGACAGCGAUGACUCGCGUCAGCCGGAGCCAGCACAACUUGUCCCUCAAUUUCAAGUAUUUGGACCGAAUCCACUCAAGUUCGAUGACCCGACAGUUUAUCAUAUCCGCGAUGUCACUUCGGAGACGACUGAUGACGAAAAGAGGGAAAUCUUUAGCGUGGCACAUUUCCCUCCCAGUGACCUCAGUCAUAUGAUGGCAGGAGUCGCUCCUGAUAAGGAUUUCAGUAAUGCGAAGCCGACAAGUCAGGUUAAUGCCAAUACAUUUCUUACCUGGGUUGAGCCGUUUGUGCGACCCUUGACGGAGGAAGAUAUUGCCUUUUUAAAGGAAAAGGGAGACCGCACGACACCAUUUGUGAUGCCACGGCGUGCGAAGAAGCAUUACAGCGAGGUAUGGGCAGAAGAGGAUGGUGCAAUGAGCAUAGAUAAUUCGAAUGAUCGGGACCGCCUGCCACUGAAUCAAGGCCGUGGUAGCAUUGAGCAAUUGACAGACGAAAACGCCGAGACUGAUAAAGUGUCCGUUGGACCGCUUGUCAGCCGUUUAUAUUCACUUCUCCGCUAUGAACACCGCACUGAAACUGAGGAAAACAGCAAUAACAAUGGAACCACUAACGGCGACACUUCGAUGAACAGUCUGCUAGGAGACUCAUUCAUGGACUUGGACCAUCAACCUCUCAAUGGCGAAUCCGAGAACAAACCACUACCAGCAGCGACUUCAUUCCCAGACGCAUCACCCAACAAUUUCAAAGUACCUGCCGCGAAAUUGGAACACGCACAGCUGGAUGAGAGAUUGAAAGCAGAGCUCCGCUACGUUGGCUUCUUUGGGCCCGAAGACAACCCAGAUUUCGACGCCCACUACGACGACGACAUCGCCCAGCGUCUGCGACUACUCCAAGGCGAGCUGAAAAAGCAAAUGUUAAUAAACGGAGCACGCAAAACGCGUCUGAUGGAAAUCGCCAAGGAACGCAUGGCGUACCAGGAGUACAGCACGAUCCACGACGACUUGGACUCUCAGGUCCAACAAGCCUAUCUCAAGCGGACUCGCACUCUAGGCAAAAGCAAAAAAGGCUCGCAAGCAAAACACCGUCCUGGCGGUGCCGGUGGUGGCAGCCACGUUGUCAGCGCUGCUGGAGUUGGGCGCCCGGGCAUUGGUGAUAUGGCGCGUACAUUAAUGGAUCGUCGUAAGCGUUGGCGGGACUGUAUCGGGCCGGUCUUUAAGGAUAGCAAAACGACUGUGCCGUCAAGGGAUGAAAGUAUCUUUGAUACUGUCACCAUGGCAGAAUACGAGAAGGCUGAGUUGGAAGGAUGGGACGAGGAACAGGAGUAG
Molecule: messenger RNA, 2010 nt
Organism: Talaromyces rugulosus
Lineage: Eukaryota; Fungi; Ascomycota; Eurotiomycetes; Eurotiales; Trichocomaceae
Exons: 3
Coding region: 1-2010 (669 amino acids)
Biological process (GO): regulation of transcription by RNA polymerase II
Cellular component (GO): SAGA complex
Molecular function (GO): transcription coactivator activity
Source: RefSeq, a predicted model, not a curated record